UGUGCGUGUGAAGCUUAUCACUUGUCGAAUUUGACUCUUUUUUAAGCUCAUUGCUUCUCUUAAUGUUUACGUGUACUUUUACUUCAUUUUAUUUACGGUAUCUAUUUUAGAAAUUAUGUAUCGGUCAAACCGAUACGUACCAUGUACUUCAAAAAAAAAAAAAUAAAAAAAAAAUAUAGAGGGAUUACCACGAUCAAACAAAGUGAGUGACGGACUUAGAGGAAGUGAUAGGAAGAAAACACUCCAAGUCCAAACUCCACCGUCGAUGACACCCAAAUAAAUCAAAAUGAACGGCACCGGCGAAAACUCAACUCCGGCAACCUUCGAUCACAACGAAAUCCAGCAAAAUCCCCAAAUUCUCAACCCCCGAAUCCCCAACCCUAACCCUAACAAUUUCCCCCACUCAAAUUCCCACCAUUACCAUCACAUUUCUCAGCCCCAGCAACAGCAGCAGAGCAACCGCCGUCCUCGAGGCUUCGCCGUCACCGCCGGAAAUUCCUCCGGAAGCAGCGAUGGUAAAGGGAGGAGAGAGAGAGAGAAGGAAAAGGAGCGAACCAAGCUUCGGGAGCGUCAUCGGCGAGCCAUCACGAGCCGCAUGCUUUCCGGUCUCCGGCAAUACGGGAAUUUCCCGCUUCCUGCUCGCGCCGACAUGAAUGACGUGCUCGCCGCUCUUGCUCGGGAAGCUGGUUGGAUGGUUGAGCCUGAUGGCACUACUUAUCGAUCUUCUCCUCCACCUUCUCAGCUGGGAGGGCUUCCUGUUAGGUCAUCUGAAAGUGCCCUUUCUGCUAGUUCUUUGAAGAAUUGUUCCAUGAAAGCAUCAUUAGACUGUCAGCCAGCAGUUCUUGGAAUUGAUGAAAAUUUGUCACCAGCAUCUCUUGAUUCUGUUGUCGUUACAGAGAUGGAAACGAAAAGUGAGAAAUAUAGCACGAGCAAUAUUGACUCACCUGAAUCUUUGGAGGCACAUCAGUUGAUACAACAUGUUCAAUCAGACUUUCACGAGGAUAAUUACUCUGGAACCCCACAUGUUCCUGUGUAUAUUAAGCUCCAAAGUGGCAUCAUCAACAGUUACUGCCAGCUUGUUGAUCCUCACGGCAUUAGACAGGAGCUAAAGCAUCUGAAAUCAUUAAAUGUGGAUGGUGUCGUUGUAGACUGUUGGUGGGGAAUCGUUGAAGGAUGGACUCCACAGAAGUAUAUGUGGUUGGGAUAUCGGGAGUUGUUUAUGAUCAUCCGAGAAUUUCAGCUAAAAGUACAGGUUGUGUUGGCUUUUCAUGAGUAUGGAGGAAGCGAUUCUGGUAAUGUAUUCAUCUCACUCCCCCACUGGGUCCUAGAGAUUGGGAAAGACAACCAAGACAUAUUCUUCACAGAUCGCGAAGGACGGAGAAACACUGAAUGUCUAUCAUGGGGUAUUGACAAAGAACGAGUAUUAAGAGGAAGAACUGGUAUCGAGGUUUACUUUGAUUUUAUGAGAAGCUUCCGUUCAGAGUUUGAUGAUAUAUUUGGUGAUGGUCUUAUCACUGCUGUUGAAAUUGGUCUAGGAGCAUCAGGGGAGCUGAAGUUUCCUUCUUUCCCAGAAAGGUUGGGAUGGAGAUAUCCUGGUGUUGGUGAGUUUCAGUGUUACGACAGAUACUUGCAACAGAAUUUAAGGAAGGCUGCAAAAUUGCGUGGCCACUCAUUUUGGGCACAGGGCCCUGAUAAUGCAGGGAAUUAUAAUUCAAGGCCACCUGAAACUGGGUAUUUCUGUGAAAAAGGUGAUUAUGAAAGCUACUUUGGACGUUUUUUCUUGAACUGGUAUGCUCAGAUGUUGAUAGACCAUGCUGACAAUGUAUUAUCAUUGGCAAGCCUCACAUUUGAAGAAACACAGAUAGUUGUUAAGAUUCCGGCAGUCUAUUGGUGGUACAAGACCCCUAGCCAUGCAGCUGAGCUUACUGCAGGGUACUAUAACCCAACAAAUCGGGAUGGAUACUCUCCUGUUUUUGAAGUUCUCAGAAAGCAUUCUGUGACAAUGAAAUUUGUAUGCCCGAGAUCCCAUAUUUAUUUUCGGGAAAAUGAUGAGUCAUCUGCUGAUCCUGAAAGUUUGAGUUGGCAGGUAUUAAAUACAGCCUGGGACUGUGGUUUGACUGUUGCUGGUCAAAAUGCUGAUCCAUGUUUUGACAGGGGAGAACACAUAAAAAUGGUUGAGACUUCAAAGCCAAAUAAUGAUCCCGACCGCCGCCAUUUUUCAUUUUUUGUGUUUCAGCUACCAUCUCCUUUCGUUCAGAGAACAUAUUGUUUUUCAGAGUUGGACCAUUUCAUCAAAAAUAUGCACGGAGAAAGAUGUCAUCAAGAACCUGCUCAAGCCUAGUGUACGGACUCCUUGAAAUGUCUCUUUUAAAGAUUCCUGAUUCGAACACAACCUUUGCUCGAACCCAAGCUAGCUGCAAGCUGAGAUUUGGUUAGAAAACAUGGUAUGAUCACUGUUGCAAAGUGCUGAUGUAGAAGUGUAGAUCUGAGGUGAUGUAAAACAAUAUUUCAAGGAAUGAAAUUGGAAGUUUUCAAGUAUGCAAAAGCCAA
Chenopodium quinoa (quinoa) is the source of this 2550-nucleotide messenger RNA. Its product is annotated as beta-amylase 8-like. Bases 287 to 2341 code for a protein of 684 amino acids. Gene Ontology annotation, molecular function: beta-amylase activity. NCBI's taxonomy places the organism in Eukaryota, Viridiplantae, Streptophyta, Magnoliopsida, Caryophyllales, Amaranthaceae. The transcript has 10 exons. The record is from RefSeq and is a predicted model, not a curated record. Gene Ontology annotation, biological process: polysaccharide catabolic process.